Messenger RNA from Suillus fuscotomentosus, 813 nucleotides. RefSeq lists its product as uncharacterized. The record is from RefSeq and is a predicted model, not a curated record. The coding region runs from base 1 to 813 and encodes 270 amino acids. Lineage: Eukaryota; Fungi; Basidiomycota; Agaricomycetes; Boletales; Suillaceae. The transcript has 8 exons.
AUGGCCCGCCAACACGCUUGGGACUAUGCCUUUGGGGAUGCAAUCGAGUCCAUCGCUCAAGUCUGGGAAGCCAGGAAAACAUCUGAUGUCGCAUCCAUGUUCAUAAACCAAGAUUCAACCACCCACCAAUUUCUCCUCUUGAUAAAGGCCAUCACACUCUUCAACGCAGUUCAACACGAAGAAGCAAUCCUGCUUAUCAAAGAGCUGCUUACCGCUUUUUUGAAUGUUGAUCCUCUCGUGCGUCGUGCCGUGGAAACAUAUCUACAUUUUCAGCUCGGAAUUAAAGAUUUUGAUUCUACGCGUCACGAUGCAGCCGCUGAUCACUUCGCUACGGUUCCUGCAGCUCUUUUUCCUGUCGACCCAGGCUACAUCCAUGUCCUGCUCUCUAAGAUCCUUUCUGGGUCUCCAACACAUGACAGUACCACCACGCCCGCGGUCUUCCACACCUCCACCACCAUCAUAAACGCCCUCGUUUGGCUCCGACGCGAUCUUGUCAUUCACCCUGCGGCCCCAGCCAGCCACGAAGCAGAGCCAGAUGAUCAUCGCCGACACCCUGCAUCGCAAAUAGCACCCUCUGAGCCACUAGAGCGUCCCCCACAUGCCCAUCCACUGGGGAGGCCCUCAGGGUCAAUCGUACGACCUGUCGUCAUCGUGAUAGAUGCGCUGGACGAGAGGGGCAAAGCUGAGACACGCCUUCGCGUUCUCCGCAUUCUUGCGGGCAAACUAGGCGUUCAACAAAUCACCAAACUCCCAGCUAACUUCCUAAUCAUCGUAACUUCUCGCCCGCUUCAUGACAUUGAAGCUGAGCUCUGA